Messenger RNA from Ostrea edulis (European flat oyster), 1593 nucleotides. RefSeq names its product zinc finger protein 862-like. Bases 1 to 1593 code for a protein of 530 amino acids. The record is from RefSeq and is a predicted model, not a curated record. Lineage: Eukaryota; Metazoa; Mollusca; Bivalvia; Ostreida; Ostreidae. The transcript is spliced from 5 exons.
AUGUGGCCGAUAAAGUGGAAUUCGGGUGCCACAGGUACUAAAAGAAAAGAAAAAGACGGUCAGAAAGACAAUGAUGGGGAUAAAGGAAGUAAGAGGGAAAGAAAAUUCCACAAGAAAUGGCUAGAUGAUUGGAAAUGGCUGGUCUAUGAUGGAUAUAUGAUGUUUUGUAAAGUUUGCAUCUCUUACGAAGAAUCGGGGAAAGGUCGGUCAAAAUAUCCAAUAAAUUUUGUGAAAGGUUCAAAUAACUUUAGAACUAGCGCUUUAUUAGAUCAUGAGAAGUCGACUUUUCACAAAGAUGCAACAGAUUUUGAGACCACGAAAACGAAUCCAAAGGAGGCACCAGCUAGAAGAUCCUUGUUAGCUCUCCAAGAGCACAAGCGGAAAACUUUGGAACUUUACUUUAGAAACAUCCAUGGUAUUGUUAAAAGUAAGAGACCGAUUAGUGAUUUUCUGUGGCUUAACAAGUUGGACAUUGCUAGGGGUAUCCUUGACAGUGGCGAGACGUACAAUAACUGUAAAGCAGCUACUUGUUUUAUGGAGAACAGUGCAGAAGUCGAACGAGAGGGUAUUUUAGAGUCAGUUAAAAAUGCAAAGUUUUUCAGCCUCACAAUGGAUGGAUCUACGGAUGAAGCUUCAAUAGAGCAGGAGACACUUUUUGUGAGAUACUGUGUUCAAGGUGACGUUUGUACAAAAUUUCUUACAAUUGGAGAGCCAGCCUCAACUUCUUCUGCUGAUUUGUACACUUUUGUUACCACUAAUCUGAAGAAGCGUGAAUUGAAUAAGGGCAUCUCAUUGAUUGGUUUUGGAUGUGAUGGUGCAGCAAAUAUGAUGUGCAAAAAAGGAGGCCUGGUGACACUGCUGCAAAAGGAUUUUCCAGAACUGUUGGCCUGUCAUUGUUUGGCUCAUAGACUAGAACUUUCUUUUCGUGACAUGGUCAAGGGAGAUAAAAAGUAUGAGCGUCUGUCUACCCUACUCCUUGGUAUAUUCUACUUUUACAAAAGGAGCCCAAAGCAACACAGUAAUCUCAGACACACCUUUGAGGUGAUGAAUGUAAAGGGCACACUUCCCCACAGAGUAUCAGGCAGUCGCUGGAUGCCACACAUGCAAAGAGCAUUAAAGUCGCUCUUUUCAAGUUUUCCUGGAUAUGUCUCUCAUAUGCAGAAUGAGUCGCAUACCAAUCCCAAAGCAGAGGGUCUGGUGAAAAUCAUGUGCAACUUCCAAGUUAUUGUUUAUGCCACAGUGUUACUGGAUGUCUUGAAUCCACUGGUCAGACUAUCCCUCUUUCUACAGUCCAAGGAUGUGACACUAGCUGAUGUCCAUUUGAUGGUACAAUCCACUCUCAGCCAUUUAAAAUCUCUGGAUCAGAAGAAGAGUGAUACUCUUUUAAACUUGGAAGAAACCAAGGAAGUUGCAGGCAUGCCAUUAACAUCUGCAGGGCCCUUUGACAGUGAUUCUUUAAUUAAGAAAAUGGUUACUGGCAUGACAAAGGCAAUAAGUAUUAGAUUUGCAGAUCUUGGAGAUGAAGUGAAAUUUACAAAAAUUGCCAACUUUAGAAACUGGCCGAUGGAGGAAUUGAAAGGUAAUAAUGAUUAA